Messenger RNA from Knipowitschia caucasica, 1845 nucleotides. The record is from the annotation of a GenBank genome assembly. NCBI's taxonomy places the organism in Eukaryota, Metazoa, Chordata, Actinopteri, Gobiiformes, Gobiidae.
AUGGAGGAGCAGCUGCUGCAGACGCACUGUGGAGAGAGCGGCAACAUGAGGGUUCUGCUGGUUCUUCUGCUGCUCUGGACUCUGGGCCUUAGCUCGACUCCUCCUCCUCCUCAGGACGUGGACAUAUUACGUUUAACUCAACAGUCAACAUGGAAGUCUCAUCCUGAAAAGGAGUAUGUUAUCCUCAGAAUGAGACUUGGUGCCAUGGGCCUGGUGCCAGUGCUGCAGGCCUGUGCCAGCUCGGCCAGGAGGACUGUCCUCAGUGAGUGGACAGAGCGAGGAGAGGCCAAACAUCUGUAUGUGGACAUCACAUUUGCUCAGGAGCAGGAGCCUCAGCCGGUCCCGCUGCAGGUGCACCUCCUGGACCACAUGUUCCCCAGCACACACACCUCAGAGCGCUGGAAAGUGUUGGAGCUCAAUGUGUCGCAACAGUUUCCUCCCACCACUCCCACGAGUGAACUGCCCUCGUACUUCAGCCCCCACAUGGGUCUGCCUCUGGGGGUGGUCCGAACGGCAGGCUUCCAGCUGGGACUGUCCUUCUCUGGGACCUGUGUGCUGGUGUCUGCUCUGAGAGUCUUCUACAGGAGGUGUUCACACAUGGUGCUGGACCUUAGCUCCUUCUCUGCAGCGGCUGGGGGCUCCACAGUGAGGGGCUCCUGUGUGCAAGGGGCCGUGGAGGUGGAGGGUCCUCUAGAAAGAACCUGCAGUGAGGGAGGAGUGUGGGGGCCACAGCAGGGACAGUGUGUGUGUGCAGCAGGGCACCAGCCUGCCGCUGACUCCUGCCAGGCCUGUGGAAUAGGAUUCUACCGCUGGGCCAAUGAGAGUGGUGGAUGUCAGAAGUGCCCUCCCCACAGUCAGACUCUCAGACUGGGAUCAGACUGGUGUGAGUGUGAGGAGGGCUUCAGCCGCCUCCCCUCUGACCCGCACGACCUCGGCUGUGCUCAGCCGCCCUCAGCUCCUGUAAACCUGACUGUCCAUCACUUUGACGACUCAGUGCUGAUUCUCACCUGGGAUCCUCCUCUGGACCACGGGGGCCGGCCGGAGAUGUCCUACCAUGUCCAGUGUGAGACACGGGGACAAUAUGGCACCCAGAGCUGUGAAGGAGUGCUUUACCUAAUGGGCGCUGACCCGACAUCUGUCAAUCUCACUGGACUGGACCCGUACCAGGACUACAGGCUGUCGGUGCAGGCCCAGAACGACAUAAGCAAAGUGCAGGGGGCCCCAUCCUCCUCCACUGCCUCUGUCAUUAUUCACAGAUGGAGAGCGCCCCCUGUGGUGACAGUGAGCGCUACACACACGACCAGAGAAGAGGCCCGUGUGACGUCACAGUCCCUGCAGCAGAGGGGCCAGUACGUGUCGGUCUCUGUGGGGGUCCUGUUUGGAGUCCUGCUUCUGUUAGUGGUCAUAUCAGUCUCAGUGUGUAUCCGCCAACGCAAGCUCAACACACUCAGACCGGAGCAGUAUUUGGGGCUGAGUCCCAUCAAUCCUGGGGUCUCAUACAGACGUACACAAGACACAGAGGUGACCCCUGACCCCGCCCACCAAGCAGAGAGUGUGAUGCAGUUGUUUGAGAGACUGGGAGUUGGACUCGCAGCUUCACUGAAGGACGUCCUGGUGGAGAGACGACAACUCACUCUGGGAAACCAACUCGGCAACGGAGAGUUUGGGGCAGUGUACGAGGCGGUCUUUACUCGAGCAGACGGUGAGAGCAUGAAAGUGGCUGUGAAAACGAUGAGAGUCGGAUUUCAUCGUCAGGAAGAGCUGAACGAGUUUCUGAGAGAGGCUGAGAUCAUGAAGAACUUCGACCAUGACAACGUCGUUCGACUUCUUGGAAUAAAACUGUGA